GGCAGUACCUGGUCGCUCUCUGAGGACAUUUCACCUGCGAAUUGCACUGGCCCCCGCAUCACCGAGUGGGAGGGAUCACUUCUCAUGAUUGUUGACUGCGAGAGCAGCCAGAGGGUGUACGAGUCGCGUGACAUGGGGACAACGUGGACGGAGGCCAUCGGGACGCUUCCAGGCGUGUGGGUCAACUCACAAUCGGAAGCCUCUCAGGAUUCAAGCCUGCAUGUGGAUGCCCUCAUCACCGCGACCAUUGGGAAAAGGAGGGUCAUGCUGUACACACAGAGAGGGUACGCCACGGAGGAAAACGCCAAUCCGCUCUACCUUUGGGUGACGGACAACAACCGCUCGUUUUCUGUUGGACCGGUUGGCAUGGACAGUGCUGGGAAGAAGGAGGUCGCCAGCACCCUGCUGUACUCGGAUGGCAAGUUGCAUCUUUUACAACGGAGGGUCAGUGGUGAAGGCAGUGCCAUUUCACUCUCCCGCCUGACGGAGGAACUGAAGGAAAUCGAGUCCGUCCUCAGUACUUGGUCGCAAAAGGACGUUUUCUUCUCCAGCUUUUCUAUACCCACGGCGGGUCUGGUGGCAGUUUUGUCAAACGCAUCGGCCAGUGACGACACGUGGAACGACGAGUACCUUUGCCUGAAUGCGACGGUGACGAACGCCACGAAGGUCAAGGAUGGGUUUCUGUUGACGGAGACUGACUCCAGGGUAAUGUGGCCUGUGAACACUCGGGGUGAUAAUGUGCGUCAUGUGUUUUUGAACCACAACUUCACACUUGUGGCGUCGGUGACCAUCGAAGAGGCUCCGAGUGAGAAAACUCCUCUCCUGACUGCGCUGUUGGGUGACGCUGAGCCCCCGUAUUUCAUGAGACUGUCGUACACCGCGGAUAACAAGUGGGAGACGAUUUCCAAAGGCGAUAAAAAACUAACAACGGAAAGCAGGCCUUGGGUGCCGAAGAAAGAACACCAAGUGGCACUCAUGCUGCAAGGCAACAAGGCCUCUGUGUACAUUGAUGGUGAGUCGCUGGGGGAAGAAGCGCCGUUAACAGUUGAGACACCACUUGAGCCCUUUGGGUUUUGCUUUGGCGCGUGCGACUUUGAUGAUGAUGAUGAUGGUGGUGAUGAUGAUGAUGAGGAGGACAGUCAGGAGGAGUCCAGUCCGAAGGAGUCCAGUCCGGAGAAGAUCGGCAAAAAACCUCAUGUGACGGUGACGAACGUCUUUCUGUACAACCGCCCACUGAAUCCCACUGAGAUGCGUGCAAUCAAGGACAGGAUCCCCGUUUCGACGAGAGCUCCAGAACCACAAGUGAAAAUUGCUCCCAAACCUGUCGCACCUGCUGCACCUGCUGCACCUGCGGUGCCUGGCCCACGGGAAGUACCAGCAGCACCGGGGAGGACAACUGUGGGGAGAACCGCCAAUACCCAACAUGCGCCAGCGGGACGCUUGACUUCUGCUGGGAAUGAGGGGACGGCACGAGAAAAGGGUGAUGGUGGGGCAAAUGGUGAUGCUGGUUCCGCGUACGGGAGGGUGCUGCUGCCGCUGCUGCUUCUGCUGGGACUGUGGGGCUUUGCGACUGCGUGA
Trypanosoma cruzi is the source of this 1578-nucleotide messenger RNA. RefSeq names its product trans-sialidase, putative. The record is from RefSeq and is a predicted model, not a curated record. Gene Ontology annotation, molecular function: exo-alpha-sialidase activity. The annotation marks the transcript as partial. The transcript has a single exon. NCBI's taxonomy places the organism in Eukaryota, Euglenozoa, Kinetoplastea, Trypanosomatida, Trypanosomatidae.